Messenger RNA from Mytilus californianus (California mussel), 4500 nucleotides. RefSeq names its product b(0,+)-type amino acid transporter 1-like. Bases 161 to 1789 code for a protein of 542 amino acids. The transcript is spliced from 12 exons. Gene Ontology annotation, biological process: amino acid transmembrane transport. Gene Ontology annotation, cellular component: membrane. Lineage: Eukaryota; Metazoa; Mollusca; Bivalvia; Mytilida; Mytilidae. The record is from RefSeq and is a predicted model, not a curated record. Gene Ontology annotation, molecular function: L-amino acid transmembrane transporter activity.
UCCAGUACAAAUUAGUGUCUUUCCGAGUAUUACCAGUUAUAAAAACAAGUAAUUGAUAUAAAUAUAAAAAAUCAAAUGUCACCAUAGUGUAAAUUCAAGGAGAGAUGGAUAAAAAUUAAAAACAAGAUAAGUCAUUGGUAAUGGUGGACCUGAGGUGAAAAUGAAUUCAGGAUUUGACGCACAACAUUCUUAUGAUAUUAAAUUAAACGGACACAUUCAAAAUGGUAACUCAAACAAAGGACAAAUCGGAAGCAUAAAUCGAUCUGAAAAAUUGCUAAACGGAACUGGAUAUACUUCGAAUGGCAAUGGUCAUAUACAUCAUAAUGACGAUGUCAUGGAAAAACAUUUCCCGCUUCAGGAAGAGGAUGUGCGUAUGGAGAGAAGUCUCGGGCUAAUUAGUGGAACGGCUAUUAUAGCAGGCACAAUGAUCGGUUCCGGUAUAUUUGUUUCACCUAAAGGUGUAUUAGAAGGAGCCGGAUCUGUAGGAAUGAGUUUAGUCAUAUGGCUUAGUUGUGGUAUAAUAUCCAUGUUAGGAGCUUUGACAUAUGCUGAGUUAGGAACAACAAUCGCCCGUUCCGGUGGAGAACACGCCUAUCUCAUGGAAGCAUUCAAUCCAAACGAGAAAUACAAAUGCUUUGGGAGAAUACCAGCGUUUUUAUUUGACUGGAUCAGCGUAUUUAUCAUUAGACCGUCCAUGUUUGCUAUUAUGUGCUUCACUCUCGGGACUUACGUGACUCAACCUUUCUAUCAUGACUGUGUACCUCCAAUUUACUUAACAAAAAUAUUCACGGUUUUAGCAAUGGUCUUAUUGUGUGUUAUCAACUGUAUGAGCAUCAAAUUUGCUGAAAGAAUUCAAGUUGUCAUGAUGGUUGUUAAACUGUUGGCAGCUGCAAUUAUAGUGGGUGGUGGAUUUUACAGUUUGUCACAGGGAAAUACAGAAACUAUUGCCAGUAGUUUCGAGGGAACGGGGACAGAAACGUCUAUUAUAGUUCUGUCAUUUUAUAACGGAUUGUGGGCAUAUGACGGAUGGAAUAACUUAAAUUUUGUGACUGAGGAACUUCAGAAUCCAAGAAAAAAUAUUCCAAGAGCUAUAUGUAUAGCAAUACCUUUAGUAACAGUGGUGUAUAUAGCAGUAAACAUUGGCUACUUUGCCGUACUCACGCAGACAGAAAUACUAACAUCAGAAGCAGUAGCAGUGGAAUGGGGUAAAAGAAUGUUGGGUGUUAUGCAAUGGAUUAUUCCUGUUUUUGUUGUUUGUUCGUGUUUUGGUUCCGCAAACGGAUCGUUGUUUUCAAGUGGACGAUUAUGUUACGUUGCCGCUUUUGAUGGUCAUUUACCGUCUGUGUUAUCUUUUUUGCACUUACGGAGACACACUCCGAUUCCGUCCAUGAUAUUUACACUUAUAAUCUCAGCACUUUUGGUUGUUCCUUUUGACCUAAGUUCGUUGAUUGGUUUCUUCAGUUUUACCGCUUGGAUAUUCUAUGGUUUAACUGCUUCUACAGUACUUGUACUACGCUACAGAUUUAAACAUAAAACUGAACACGACAACUAUCAGGUUUCUCUAGCAGUACCGAUUCUUGUAAUGAUUCUCUCUGUAUAUUUAGUACUCGUUCCUUUAAUAUACAUACCGAAGCCAGAAUAUAUUUAUGUUUUGAUAUUUAUGGCUGUUGGACUAUUGUUGUACUUUCUGUUAGUGUACAAGAAAGUAAAGAUUCCAUUUGUGGAUUUAGCAACUAAAAUUUUGCAGAAACUUUUUCUAGUUGUUCAUCCGUCCGGGAAGGCGAAAUAAGAAUACAGAUUACUCCGCACUCAUAAAAACAAUGCAAAUUUGCUAUGAAAUGUGAUUUUUUUCGUAACACAGCAAAUCGACAUAUUGUUUUAUACGCCAGUCAAAAUUUUGACGGGACGUAUUAUGGUAUACAAAUGUCCGGUGUCCGUCCGUCUGUCCGUCUGUCCGUCUGUCUGUCUAGCGUAAACAUGUCGCACCGUAACUUGAGAAUGACUUAUCCAAAUUUCAUGAAACUUAACAUAGUUGUUUCUUAUGAUUGUCAAACGAUCUGUAUACUUUUUGGUGAAAAUAAGACUAAAACUUUUUGAGUUACGGGACUUAGUAACUAAAACAGGUGUGUGUUUUUUUUCACAUGUCGCGCCGUAUCUCAAAAACAAUUUAUGAUUAUUGCUUAAAACUUUACACACUUCUUAGUUAUAUUAAUCUUAAGAUCUGUAUACUUUUUGGUGAUGAUUCAAAAUUUUAUUUUAGAGAUAUUGAGUAUUUUGUUAAAAAAGGAGGAGGGGUUUUUCACAUGUCGCGCCGUAUCUCAAAAACAGUUUAUGAUUAUUGCUUAAAACUUUACACAAUUCUUAGUUAUAUUAACCUUAAGAUCUGUUUACCUUUUGGUGAUGAUUCAAAAUUUUAUUUUUGAGUUAUUGAGUAUUUUGUAAAAAAAGGGGGAGGGGUUUUUCACAUGUCGCGCCGUAUCUCAAAAACGAUUUAUGAUUAUUGCUUAAAAUUUUACACACUUCUAAGUUAUAUUAAUCUAAAGAUUUGUAUACUUUUUGGUUUUGAUUCAAAAUUUUAUUUUAGAGAUAUUGAGUUUUUUGUAAAAAAAAGAGGGGUUUUCGCAUGUCACGCCGUAUCAGAAACUAUUUAUGCUUAUUGCAUAAAAAUUCACACACAAGACGACGGGCUUAUCAUGCGCUCAUGGCGCAGCUGUUUUUUAUAAUAAUUACAGCUUGCAUCUUUCAUGAACAUAAUGACAUUGAAUACUGGUAUCUUUUUUCAUUCAUAUACUAUCAUAUACCACAAAGAUCAUUGCAUUUAUUUGUUUUCUCUACGGCAUUAUCUGUUAAUUGUUGUACUAAAAGUAUUAUGUGAUUUUAACCAAAAGAGAUAUGACAUAUUUUGUUAUGCUGUGUCACCAUUAUGAUUACUUAUAUAAAAAUAAGGAGAUUAGGUAUGAUUGCCAAUGAGACAACUAUCCACCAAAGUUCAAAUGAAGUGGAUGUAAGUAGUUAUGGGCAACCGUACAGCCUUCAACAAUGAGAAAAACCCAUACCGUAUAGUCGGCUAUAAAAGGCCCCGACAUAAAAAAUAUGAAACUUAAUCCGAUACGUUGUGCAAAAUUAUCAUGUAAGGAUUCUACACGAAAAGGCUCCACAAGUAACUUAUAAGAAAACUACAUAUAAAAUGUUUUCAAGAUAUACACAAUGAUUUUCAUGUCAACUAACAAAUUGAAAUAUUUACAGUACAUUUGCUUGCACGUAAUAGAUUAUAUCAAAUCAAUUAAAAAAACCUUAAACUUAAAGUUAUCUAAAAGUAAAACCUCUAAAUGUCAUUUGAUUUUUUCUGUGUCGUUGGCAUGCUAACAUCUUGACAUAUGUAUAACAUUUAUCUCCCAUUGUUAUUUGUGUAUGUACAAAACCAUCUUGUUAGUAAGUUCUAAAUUUGCAGUUGACCUUAAUGUUUUUACAUUAAAAAAGAGGCAGUAACCAUGAUUCCCCAGUCAAAUAAAAACUGAUAAUUUCACCUGUAAAAGUAAUCCUUUUAUAUCACCCCAAUGACGUCAUACGCAAACUAGCUGUUGUCAAGACGUUGCCAAUGACGUUGAUUCAAAACUAAAUUGUGAUAACGCAUAAGAAAAGAUGUAUAUUCUCACAUUUUCUGUUUUAUUCACGUUUAAAGUCAACGUAAUAGAAAGAUUGACUAAAUCAAGAAUUCUAAUAUCGAAACAUAUUAAACUCGAUAUCGAUAAGAGUGAUAACCAGCCAAUGAGGUACGCUCAUUCGGGAAUUAAUGUGUUGUUCGGUUAUUUGUUGAAUAUUUUUGGAUAAUUGAAUUAUUUAUUGGAUUAAUUAUCAAUCAACAAAUAAAUGCUCUUCGUUGAUAUGGUCAUUUUCAUAAGAGUGCAUUAAAGUCAUCAAUAUUCUGAAGGCUUAUUUGAACUUUUUAACAUGAUGUUUUAAGUUUUAUUAUUGCAUUUUAUGUUUCUGUUUCUGUUUCUGUUUUUGUUAUAUCAUUAUUAUUGUUAAAGGUUUUUGUCAUUUAAUAUAGCCACGUGGGAAUCAUCUUUAUACAUUUUUAUGAUAAUAAAGAUAUUUGAUUUUGUUAUAAGAUAAUUUUUCAUUCAUAUCACUCGUUUACAUAUUUAGUCCAUCAAAUCAUUUAGGCCGCUCUAGUUAUUCAGAAUUCUCCGGGAUCUGCUUACAAUUUCGGAACACCUGAGAUUAUCCCGGUUUUUGGUGGGGUUCGUGUUGCUCAGUCUUUAGUUUUCUAUGUUGUGUUUUAUAUACAAUUGGUUUUUUUUUUGGUCCUUUACUUUUUUUGCCAAGGAGUUGUCAGUUUAUUUUUUACUUAUGAUUUUGAUAUUAUAUGUUUAAUAUGUAUUUUAAAUAUGCGAAUGCCAUUGUCUCUUUGUGAGCAACAUUGUUUUCAAAUAUUAAAAAAAUAAGUACCCUUAACAAAGGGAGAUUCAAGCAAGCAAUUAAAAAUUUGUGUUCUUA